This is a messenger RNA of Drosophila subobscura, 482 nucleotides long. RefSeq lists its product as uncharacterized. The transcript is spliced from 2 exons. The coding region runs from base 17 to 358 and encodes 113 amino acids. The record is from RefSeq and is a predicted model, not a curated record. Lineage: Eukaryota; Metazoa; Arthropoda; Insecta; Diptera; Drosophilidae.
UUUUGCCUGCCGAUAGAUGCCCGGGGACGAACGUCUGCACACAGUUGGAACUGGCCGCGAACUGCGAGCGCCGCUGAUAAUCAAGUGUCAAAAUUCAUAUUCAAAAUUCAAAUGCUGCCUGACGCUGGCGAUGGCGAUGGCGUUGCGCAUGUGUCUUGCGGGCAGGCGACGAUUGGGUGUGGAGAGUGGGCGUUUGCGGCGAGUAGUCAAGGUGCCCCAAGCAGUGUGGCAGAAAGUCGAGUGGAUAUUGCAGAGGGUGAAGCCAAAGGCGAUGGCGAAGGCAAAGACGAAGUUUCCCAACAGGUUUGCAUGUGUGGCUCAUUAUUUGCGCACAAUUAGCGCUUUUCAAUGGCGAUAACAAUUAUGAUAAUAACCAAGCUGCUGUUCUACUCUUGGGGGAAAUCUUUUGCUGGCAUAUGCAUAUUUCUCUAGGUGCACAAAACUGAAGAGUUUGCUCGAAUUUUGAUAGUGCCACUACGAGU